AUGAUGGCGGCCGGGAGGCGCCGGCGCAGGCCGUUCCCGCCGGCCGCGGAGGAUCUGGGCCGCCCCCGGGGAAACGAAGGCCGAAUGCAGAGGGCAAACUCGCGAGUGGCCACCUCGCUGGGCUUCCAGACAGCCCAGCGUUUUGCAGCAGUUGGCGCCGAGCUUUACGGCCGGCGGAAGUCCCUUUGGAAGUGGGAGAGGGCGGGCCCCGCGCCCCGCUACGAAGCGGCAGUCGGGUUUCUGUGUUUGGACUGUGAGGCGCGGGCUGGGGGCGGAGCCACGGCGCUGGGGCCCGACGUGGGGGGCGAGGGCGCCUGGGGCCGGCGGGACGACGCUCGGCUGGCGCUCUGCGGGCUGCGGGCGGCGGCAGAUUUCGCCGAGCGGGUGGGCCGUGAGAUUGUUAGACUGCGCUGA
This is a messenger RNA of Rangifer tarandus platyrhynchus (Svalbard reindeer), 414 nucleotides long. The record is from the annotation of a GenBank genome assembly. Lineage: Eukaryota; Metazoa; Chordata; Mammalia; Artiodactyla; Cervidae.